Seminavis robusta is the source of this 2622-nucleotide messenger RNA. The record is from the annotation of a GenBank genome assembly. Lineage: Eukaryota; Bacillariophyta; Bacillariophyceae; Naviculales; Naviculaceae.
GGAUCCUUUGAUUGAUACCAGUGGCCCAAUGAUCGAUAGACAUUUUAGCCCAAAACUGCGCAACCACAGAAAAAGAAAAACUCAUCAUCGCUCCAAAAAAGAUCGAAUCGAAUCCUACCUCACAACAUUCCAAAGCCAUCACCCACAAAUCGAGAUCAAGACCAGAUCACCGCUACGAAGGAACAACUUCCACCAUGACGACCGAGCCUCCUCCUGCCGAUGAUGCCUCUUACUCGGGCCACUCCAGCGUGGUUCACACCGAAGAAGGCGAAUCGGCGUUGCAGAGCAACCAGGAAAAGCGAGAAGAGAUUGCCAAGAGUGAGUCAAAGGCAGUCUUUUGGUUGCGUAUGCUGGUCCUCUUUCUUUUGGCCUGUUCUGCCAUUGCUGUUGUGGUAGCCGUGUAUUUGUACAUGAGCAAUCAAGAAGAGCGUGAGUUUGAAACCAAGUUUGAAAAUGACGCCACCAAGGUCUAUGAGAGUGUGGGCAAGACAUUGGAUCAUGUGUUGGGUUCGACCGAUGCCUUUGUGGUCAAGAUGCUGUCAUAUGCGGAGGCAUCCAACAGCACGUGGCCAUUUGUCACACUGCCUCACUUUGGAUUGCAAGCCAGCAAGUUGCUCAAGUUGGCCAAGGGCUUUUCCUGCUCUUUGGUUGUCCUGGUGGAGGAUGACCAACGCGACGGUUGGGUGGACUAUGUCAAUCAGAGCCAUGGCUGGAUUCGCGAGAGUCUCGACGUACAGAGCAGGGACGAAAACUGGCCUUUUGAAGUGGACUACAGCGUGGAAACAGAUUUCGUGGGGGACGUUCAGAGCUACAACGGGGUCGUCGAAGGCACCUUUGGCAAUCAUACAAACUACCUCCCCAUUUGGCAAAACCACCCUAUUGCCAGUGAUGGUGGAAACCCCCUCAACUUUGACAUGUGGACUCUCACAACACCCACUGAUCCGACCCAGAAGAGAGAAGCCGAUAGCAUUGAAGCAUCCCGUGCAGAGCAACGAGUCACACUGGCACAGCAAGGAACGAUCGUGACCGAUCCAACCAAUGAACAACAAGUCGCCAGGGCCGAGUUUUCCAAGAAUUGGAGGAAAAAAUUCAUCUCUCCUGAUGAUGACCCCACGGAACCAACCAGCUCCAUGUUGUAUCCCAUGUUCAACAACUUGGAAUCCGUCCAAAUGGACUUGGAAGAAAAGCAACAGUUCGUGGGAACCUUUUUCUACGUCUUCUUUUGGCGAGAGUUGAUUCGAGAUGUUCUGGCUCCCGAUUCCAAGGGCAUCAUUGCGGUCUUCACCAAUGAAUGCGGAGCUUCCUUUACAUAUCGUUUGGAUGGACCUGAUACUACCUUUCUGGGUGGUGGAGAUCUUCACGAUGCCCAUUACGACUACUUGGGCAAGCACAUGACACUGCACGAGGCCAUGGAGACAACCAAAAGCAGCUCCUACACGGGGAUUCCCUUGUCCGAGAAGUUCUGUCCGAGAGCUAUUCAUUUAUACCCAUCAAAGGACAUGGAAGAUGAGUACAUGACGUCCGAUCCGGCCACGUUUGCUGUGGCGGCUGCCUUGAUCUUUCUCUUCACUUCCACAGUCUUCAUCAUCUAUGAUUGCACAGUUGCCCGCCGUCAGAGGCUCGUCAUGGAACGGGCAUUGGCAUCGGGUGCUAUUGUCUCAUCCUUGUUCCCGGAACAAGUUCGGGAAAAACUCUACGAGGAAAACAAACAGAAGCAGCAACAAGAGAACAGAGUCACCAAGUAUCUCAGCACCAGCGUGGUGGAUGCGCCAUCAGGCGACGACACGAAGGAUGAUGCCAAGAUUCGAUCCUCCGCCAAUGGUGGCAGGCCCAUUGCUGAUCUUUUCCACAACACCACAAUCUUCUUUGCGGAUCUGAAGGGUUUCACGGCUUGGUCAUCCAAGCGAACUCCCUGUGAAGUCUUUGAGCUCUUGGAAGCUCUCUACGGAGCAUUUGAUAAGAUUGCUCUUAGGAGGAGAGUAUUCAAGGUGGAGACGAUCGGUGACUGUUACGUGGCCGUCACAGGAAUCCCCAACCCGCAAGAAAAACACGCUGUCAUAAUGUGCAGAUUUGCCGACGAUGCAAUGGCAUCGAUGAAGGAAGUUACUCAGGGGCUUGUGGAUAGGCUCGGAGAAGAUUUGAUGAACUUGGACAUGAGAGUUGGGCUGCACAGCGGAAGCACUACAGCCGGCGUUUUGCGUGGUGACAAAGGAAGAUUCCAGCUAUUUGGCGACACAGUCAACACUGCAAGCCGCAUGGAAAGCAAUGGAGUUGGAGGGAAAAUCCAUGUCUCUCAAGCCACCGCGGAUGCCCUGAUUGCUGCUGGGAAGAAGAGCUGGUUGACGCCUCGAGAGGACCAGAUCGAAGCAAAGGGACUUGGGAAGCUUCAAACUUGGUUUGUCAAUGUUUACACAGGCAAAGCAAGGAGUGGCAUGUCUACUACAUCGUACGGAGAGUCUGUGAUGGACGUCAUGGAAGACGAGUACGAGAAAGCAGAGCAAUCCCCAGGUGCCUUAGCAGAGCCCAUAGAGGAACAACAUCACGAUUACAGUGAGAACCUGAGCGUCUAGAACUGAUGCAAUCCUCCUGGAUUUAAAGGCAUUUAACAAUACAUUUUGAUAU